AUGAACGCUACUAUUGAGCAGCUGUCAAUACCCACGUCAUUACUGUUGGAUACUGUGUCGUAUCCUGAAAGAAACAGCAGCAUGGACUGUGUAAAUAUCCAAAAACUAGACCAAGACAGCAGUCUCGAUGGUGAAGAUAUAGAACUGUCUUUAAUGCAAACGUUUUUGAUAAAUAUAGCUAGAAAAACAUACCAGGAGGCAUUGGUGCUUGCAAAAGAAAUUUUAAAACUAUAUCCGCAAAAUACUCUCAUUGCAAACUACGUGCCCGUACUUGAAGAAAGAAUCGAGCAAUUGAAACAGACAUCUCAAGAUUCAAAAAGCCAAGUGGUAGAUCACAAAACAGAUACUGAGUCAAGUGAUGACGACAGCGACGAAGAAUCAGAGGAUAGCAGCAGUGAGGAUUCUGAAGCACAAUCAGAUUCAAGUGAUUCGGAAAAUGAGAUUGAAAAUAAAAAUUAA
This is a messenger RNA of Batrachochytrium dendrobatidis JAM81, 459 nucleotides long. RefSeq lists its product as uncharacterized. The transcript is spliced from 4 exons. The record is from RefSeq and is a predicted model, not a curated record. Bases 1 to 459 code for a protein of 152 amino acids. Lineage: Eukaryota; Fungi; Chytridiomycota; Chytridiomycetes; Rhizophydiales.